CUAAACGGAGGGAACACGAAAACCCACCCUCUCGACGUCAGUUGUGCGUCAAGAAAAAAACCAGGAAAAAGUUACCAGUACGUGGCCUUUUCAUUUUGGACGUUAGCUGUGCUGUUGGACUUUGGCGUCUUCAGAAGAUGGAACUCGAGGCCAUGACCAGAUACACCAGCCCGGUGAACCCAGCAGUGUUCCCCCACCUCACCGUGGUGCUGCUGGCCAUUGGCAUGUUCUUCACCGCCUGGUUUUUCGUUUAUGAAGUGACGUCAACAAAAUACACAAGGGAUGUCUAUAAGGAGCUGCUGAUCUCCCUUGUGGCUUCACUUUUCAUGGGCUUCGGUGUGCUGUUCCUGUUGCUGUGGGUGGGGAUCUACGUAUGAGGGUUACGCACUUACAAUACAACCAUUCCAACAGUACAGGACAUCACUGAUGACACACAGGAUUUUGGAUAUAAUUGGAUGGCACUGACAAUAUGGACUCUGAAUAUUGAUUAUGUCACAAGUAAAGGGGAUUUGUACAA
Nothobranchius furzeri (turquoise killifish) is the source of this 517-nucleotide messenger RNA. RefSeq names its product transmembrane protein 258 (gene tmem258). The record is from RefSeq and is a predicted model, not a curated record. NCBI's taxonomy places the organism in Eukaryota, Metazoa, Chordata, Actinopteri, Cyprinodontiformes, Nothobranchiidae. Gene Ontology annotation, cellular component: membrane-bounded organelle. Gene Ontology annotation, biological process: protein N-linked glycosylation.